AUGUCGUCUGUUACAGGCCCAGCCUCAGACACCAGCCUGUUCUGGACUUACCAAGCAUAUGCAUGUGUGCAGGCCUGUGAAAAGGACUCUCAGUGUGGAGGAGGGACGUGCGGUGCAGUCAGCUUAUGGAUCCACAGCCUGCGUGUGUGCAUGCCUAUGGGACAGGAAGGAGCCGACUGUCACCCUUUGAGCCACAAGGUUCCUUUCUUUGGGAAAAGACUCCAUCACACCUGUCCCUGCCUGCCCAACCUGUCCUGUGUUGCCAUUGGCCAGGGAAAAGCCAAAUGCCUCUCACCUUAUGAGUAUCCAGAAUAUUUCUUCUGAAGAUCAAAAGACCUUGCCUUGUACAUCUUUACUGUAUGACUUUGUGUUGCCAUGAAAACCACCUUCCACUGUUUUUCCAUCCUUCCAUUUUCUUCCGCUUAUCUGGAAGAAAAUGGAAGGGGGUAGCAGCUUAAGAAGGGAUUUAAAGACUUCCCUUUCCCCUGCCACUUUGCCCAGCUCCUCCGUGGAAUCGGAAGUCUUUCCCAGGCCAGCCGUAAACACAGUCCCACCAGAGUGCCCUAGGUCUUCCUCUAGGCCUCCUCCACUGUUUUUGUAUUACCGUAUAUAAAUAGAGGUGUUGAUUCUUCUGGAAGUAAAGCGUUUCAACAAGA
Messenger RNA from Xiphophorus couchianus (Monterrey platyfish), 656 nucleotides. RefSeq names its product prokineticin 2 (gene prok2). Gene Ontology annotation, biological process: endothelial cell proliferation. NCBI's taxonomy places the organism in Eukaryota, Metazoa, Chordata, Actinopteri, Cyprinodontiformes, Poeciliidae. The transcript is spliced from 3 exons. The coding region runs from base 1 to 324 and encodes 107 amino acids. The record is from RefSeq and is a predicted model, not a curated record.